AUGACUCUUCAUUUUCGACAAUUUGCUGGUAAACCCACUAAAAUAGCUAUAUGUAAUAGUUGCAAAAAUCCUAAAACCAGAAAAUUUCUUCUCAUUCUAUCCAGUAUACUCCAAGAAAUAAGUUUGGUCCCAAUGCAUCACAGGAAAUAUCUUUCACCAGUUCAUAUGACAUGCUUAUUAGGUUGUACUCCUGGAUCAAACCCUUACACUACAUAUCAAUUUUUACAAGAUGAAUUUUUCCUAAAUAAAAACAUUCAUUCACUCGAAUUUUCUCCAUCAUUAUCAACCCCGUCACCUCUUCCCUUACCUUUAGCAAGACGAUCACAAGAAAAUACUGACACCACUACAUCCUGA
Molecule: messenger RNA, 354 nt
Organism: Cetraspora pellucida
Lineage: Eukaryota; Fungi; Glomeromycota; Glomeromycetes; Diversisporales; Gigasporaceae
Source: the annotation of a GenBank genome assembly